AUGUUAGGUUUGUCUGCUCCCACUUCCGCCUCCUCCGCCUCUUCUGCCUGCCCCGCCGCAGCUAAGCUUUCUCGUGUCCCCUUCGCUGCACUUCAAAAAACUACUUCUGCUGCUUAUUUCUAUCAAACGGUAACACACAAAAUCCGAAAAAAAGACAACAUCUCAACUUCUCUCUCUAUUGUUCUUUUAGAAAAUUCGGUCCUCUCCAACUCGCUACGCUCGAGCUGUAGUGUAAUCAAAUCCAUGACUGAUUCUCAAACUAUAUCAAUGCCGAAGAAUGAGCAACAAUCCCCUGCUUCAGGCCAGAAGCAAGCACUCAUAUCUCUAUCAGACAAAAAGGACCUAGCUUUUCUUGGUACUGGGUUACAACAAUUAGGGUACACGAUAGUUUCAACAGGAGGAACAGCAUCUUCUCUGGAAAGUGCCGGUGUUUCUGUCACUAAAGUGGAACAGCUUACCCAUUUCCCUGAAAUGCUGGACGGGCGUGUGAAAACUUUACACCCCAACAUACAUGGUGGUAUUCUUGCUAGAAGGGACCAAAAGCAUCACAUGGAAGCUCUCAAUGAGCAUGGAAUUGGUAGCUUUGAUGUGGUGGUGGUGAACUUGUAUCCCUUUUAUGAUAAAGUUACUUCAACUGGAGGAAUUGAAUUUGAGGACGGAAUUGAGAACAUUGAUAUUGGUGGCCCUGCCAUGAUCAGAGCUGCUGCAAAGAACCAUAAGGAUGUCGUAAUUGUUGUUGAUUCUGAAGAUUACCCUGGACUUCUAGAAUUUCUUAAAGGAGAUCAGGAUGAUCAACAGUUCCGAAGAAAGCUUGCUUGGAAGGCUUUUCAACAUUGUGCUUCCUAUGAUUCUGCAGUUUCAGAGUGGCUGUGGAAACAAACUGUGGGAGAUAAAUUCCCUCCCAGCUUUACAGUGCCUCUCGAGCUUAAGAGUUCGCUUCGUUAUGGUGAAAAUCCUCAUCAAAAUGCUGCAUUUUACGUUGACAAGAGUAUUUCUGAAGUCAAUGCUGGUGGUAUUGCAACAGCUAUUCAACAUCAUGGGAAGGAGAUGUCAUAUAACAAUUACUUAGAUGCUGAUGCAGCUUGGAAUUGUGUGUCAGAGUUUCAGAACCCUACAUGUGUAAUUGUAAAGCAUACAAAUCCCUGCGGGGUAGCUUCUCGCGGUGAUAUCCUUGAAGCUUAUAGGUUGGCUGUGAAAGCAGAUCCAGUGAGUGCAUUUGGUGGUAUUGUAGCCUUUAACAUAGAAGUUGAUGAGGCCCUUGCUAAGGAAAUCAGGGAGUUCAGAAGCCCAACAGAUGGUGAAACUCGGAUGUUUUAUGAGAUUGUUGUUGCUCCCAAGUAUACGAAGAAGGGACUUGAGAUCCUUCGUGGCAAAUCGAAGACAUUGAGGAUCCUGGAGGCAAAAAGUAACGAGAAAGGAAAGCUUUCACUAAGACAAGUCGGUGGUGGAUGGUUAGCUCAGGAUUCAGAUGACCUUACCCCCCAAGACAUCCAAUUUAAUGUUGUGUCUGACAAGACUCCAGUAGAGAGUGAGCUUCAUGAUGCAGAGUUUGCAUGGCUAUGCGUGAAGCAUGUUAAGAGCAAUGCCAUUGUAAUUGCAAAGAAUAACUGUAUGCUAGGUAUGGGAAGCGGGCAGCCAAACCGUCUAGAAAGCUUGAGAAUAGCCAUGAGGAAAGCAGGGGAUGAGGCCAAGGGAGCUGCUUUGGCCAGCGAUGCUUUCUUUCCAUUUGCUUGGAAUGAUGCAGUGGAAGAGGCAUGUAAGGCUGGUAUUGGUGUUAUUGCGGAGCCUGGUGGUAGCAUCAGGGAUAAGGAUGCCAUAGAAUGCUGCAACAAGUAUGGAGUUUCACUGCUUUUAACUAAUGUGAGGCACUUUAGGCACUGA
Dovyalis caffra is the source of this 1881-nucleotide messenger RNA. NCBI's taxonomy places the organism in Eukaryota, Viridiplantae, Streptophyta, Magnoliopsida, Malpighiales, Salicaceae. The record is from the annotation of a GenBank genome assembly.